AUGAACAAGGAUUUAUUAUCUGUAUAUGUAUCAAACGUUUCCUUAAAGGCAACACCAAAGACUGUUUCUGAUUUCUUUUCGUUCUGUGGAAAGAUUACAGAGUUAUCUUUGAGAGAGGAUUCUACAGGAUCAGCUCAAGAAGCAGUUGUUGUUUUUGAAUCAGAAUCUGCUGCCAAGACAGCUUUAUUAUUAACAAAUGCAUUGAUUGUUGAUAAAGUUAUUCAAGUCUUACAAUACAACCCAACACAACACUUUUCACCAUCACCAUCUCAAACUAUCGUCAACAACGAUAAUAACAACAAUAGCAUAGACAACACAAAUUUAGAGCAAAACAAUGUAGAGAACAACAAUAACAUCAACAACAAUCCAGAGAAUACAAUUACCAACAGAGAUCACCCAGUACCAGAUUCUGAAAGAACAAAAACAUCUGUAAUUGCAACAAUGUUGGCCUCAGGUUAUAAUCUUAGUCAAGAAGCUGCCACCAAAGCAAGACAGAUCGAUGAGGAGCAUAUGAUUUCUUUGAAGUUAAAGGUUGGAGCAGAGAGUAUCAAGGCAACUGCUAAUGAAAUCGAUAACAAGUUACACAUCACAGAGAAUGCUGUUGCUCUCAAGCAGAAUAUCUCUGAUAAUGCAACCGUAGUCAAGAAUGUAGUUGUAGCACAAGCAAAGGCAGUCGACGAGAGAUUCCAAAUCUCUGGCAUGUUCAAGAGUGCCACCGAUUUGUUGUCACAACAAGUAAACUCGUUGGCCGCCAAGGCAAAGGAGAAUGAAACCAUUGCCAAGGGUGUCGAAGUCAUGUCAUCGAUUGGAUCCUCCAUCAAACAGACCGGUGACAACAUUUCAAACACCGUUGAGAAACAAUUCAAUCAGAUUUCAGAUGAAACCAAAUCAAUGAUUGAAGAGAAGAAGAAGGAGAGAGAAGAGAACCCAUCGGAGACUGAUUCAUUGCUUUCACAACAAUCCAACCCAUCAGAUGAAGUACAACCAGCCGUAGAAGAAGAAAGUCAAAUUUAA
Molecule: messenger RNA, 1014 nt
Organism: Heterostelium album PN500
Lineage: Eukaryota; Evosea; Eumycetozoa; Acytosteliales; Acytosteliaceae
Product: RNA-binding region RNP-1 domain-containing protein
Exons: 4
Coding region: 1-1014 (337 amino acids)
Molecular function (GO): RNA binding
Source: RefSeq, a predicted model, not a curated record